AUGGACCGUGAUGGAGUGAUGGGUCAGCCGGCAGACUCGACGACACUGCAUGACUUGGCCCAUUACUAUAAGGAAAUGGAGGGAACUGAUGUUCUGUCAAGGACCUAUGAGUCUAAUGAGGUACUAACACCACUUCAAAUUCCUUCACGUCCAACUGUCUCACAAGACAGAUAUGAGAAGUUCAGAGACUCCCUUCAGUGGUGCAGGCUUCCCUGGGGAACAGAGGGGACGCACUGGGGACCUGCCCUGCUUGUACUGCCAGAGGGACACGAGGCAAAGGACCAGCCUCCCGGGGCACUCAUUAAAGGCCAUCAACAUUACGGCAGUGCUGUAAACCCCUGGCCGAGAGGCCUUCCCAUUGAACAAUACUACUAUGUGACCCAGCUGAAGAAAAGUGAUGUGCGCAUGAACGAUGAGCUGCUUCAUAAGCCGCCAGGCAGUUUGGCUAGACCACUGUGGCUGCCCUUUCCCACCUCCCACCCCUACCAGACGCACAUCUCAAGGUAUGCCAUGUUUCCAAACUUCCGAUCUCCUGAGGAUCCAUACACUGGUGUUGAGGCAAGCCAUCGUCGGCCUCUGCAUCCCAAUAUCCCUGCCAAGGCUUUUGAUGUGGUUGUUCUGAGGAAGAUCAAAGGUAAUCCGUAUAGGCACGAGAUCGUCAGUAUUCCCUCUGACUCCGAGAAGGAGGCUCUGCAUUGGCCAGGACAGMACACGUACUUUCAUGUUCCUAAGUUUGCUGAGCAAAAGGGUCAAAGAUACUAUCCCAAACCACCAAAGACAGUAGCUCCUAAUUCCACUUUUGAAGAGCUAGGACACAACCUCUCUCCCAGAACAGCCAAUAUGCUACGAAACUGUGAAAGGGCUCAGUGGAUCACAACAUAUAGUCGAGACUUCACUGGCAGAGGUCCUAUGAAUCCCCUUAACCUGGAUGACUAUGACAUGAAGGCACUUGACAGAUUACUGCGAGAACUAGAAAACGUGGAACUUAAAGAAACAUUUCUGCCUUGCCCUUCCCAAGUGAGGCCUCUCCAGGGACGCACCGCACGUUUACUCCAAGGUCAACGGCCCCAUGCAUCAGCUGUGCAGGAACCGCACGCCUCCCACGGCCACGUGCCUCCACCUUUACACGCUGUCCAUCCCAUUUUGCCCAGCUACUCAGACACAGCGCUGAGGAAAUUAAAUGCAACCGCCAGUCCGCAGUGCAAAGUGACAGAAAACACAGCUCAGCAAUGGGAUGUGAGCCAAGGGCAGGCUCAUCUGUCUCAGGUAUGUUACCAGAGGGACGGCUACGUGGAUGCCAGGCCCGCAGCCAAUACAUUUCGCAAAGUCACUGACACGCAGCAAACAGAAGAAUUGUACAAGAGGCAACUUAUAGGAAGGCCUGAACUUGAAUCUGGAUGUUCCCUUUCCUAUAAAGAUUUGAAGCCUUGCCAUCUGGGACAAUAUAGAGAAUACAUAGUAUGGAACRACCCAGAUGACUAUCUACAUGUGCCCAGUCUACCACUGGCUGUGAAGAGCGAGAGAAGUGCAACUUCCAUGCGUGAGCUUUGGCAUCAGGAAGCGAGCCAGCCUCCCUGGACGUCAGAGGCCUGCACACGAAGCGCGGCGCUGCCCCAACGCAUCCCCAGCUACGAGGCUCCUCAGCAGCCGACCGCGUUGCUGCAGCUGCAGGAUUCCUUCUCCAAGUCRGCAGCACACAAACGUUUUCAUGAUUCUAUUAAAGGAGAGACAAAAGACCUCAGAGAUAAUGCUGCUGAGGGAAGGAGACACAAAUUCUAUGGUUUCAAUUCUUUUUAUUUCUACAACUGA
This is a messenger RNA of Nothoprocta perdicaria, 1809 nucleotides long. It is a transcript of the gene SPMIP4, whose product is annotated as chromosome unknown C7orf31 homolog. Gene Ontology annotation, cellular component: centrosome. Lineage: Eukaryota; Metazoa; Chordata; Aves; Tinamiformes; Tinamidae. The record is from RefSeq and is a predicted model, not a curated record. The transcript is spliced from 10 exons. Bases 1 to 1809 code for a protein of 602 amino acids.